Messenger RNA from Nerophis lumbriciformis (worm pipefish), 3150 nucleotides. NCBI's taxonomy places the organism in Eukaryota, Metazoa, Chordata, Actinopteri, Syngnathiformes, Syngnathidae. The record is from RefSeq and is a predicted model, not a curated record.
AUGAUGGACUGGACGGUGAGCAGGGCCUUGGUUUGGUGUGUGUUGCUUUACUACGUUGCUUCGCCACUCAAGGUGUUUUGCAGCGCCAGCACAGUUUCGCUCCCUGAAAGCUUGCUGUUUGUGUCCACGUUGGAUGGAAAUCUGCAUGCCGUGAGCAAGAAAUCGGGCUCAAUUAAAUGGACGCUGAAAGAAGAUCCAGUUCUUCAGGUCCCCACGCAUGUUGCAGAGCCAGCCUUUUUGCCAGAUCCCAAUGACGGAAGUUUGUAUUCUCUGGGUGGAAAGAACAACGAAGGACUUACAAAAUUACCAUUCACUAUUCCUGAGUUGGUGCAAGCAUCUCCCUGCCGCAGUUCGGAUGGGAUCCUUUACAUGGGUAAGAAGCAGGACCUCUGGCAUGUGGUGGAUUUGUUGACUGGGGAGAAGCAGCAGACGCUAACGUCAUCAUUCGCCGACAUGCUGUGUCCUUCCUCAUCUUUGCUCUAUUUGGGACGCACAGAAUACACCAUCACAAUGUAUGACACCAAAAGCCGAGAGUUGCGCUGGAACGCCACAUAUUUGGACUACGCCUCCACACUUCCUGAUGAUGACACCAAAUACAAAAUGGCCCAUUUUGUUUCGAACGGCGACGGCCUAGUGGUGACGGUGGACAGCGAAUCCGGCGACGUCCUCUGGGUCCAGAACUACAAUUCCCCUGUGGUAGCUAUCUACAUCUGGCAGCAUGAGGGCCUUCGCAAAGUGGCCCACACGAACGUAGCGGUGGAAACACUACGCUACCUUACGUUCAUGUCUGGAGAGGUGGGCCGUAUCACCCAGUGGAAGUACCCCUUCCCCAAGGAGAAGAAGACUGAUAAUAAGUUAAUGGACACUCUGUAUGUGGGUAAAUACUCCACCAGCUUGUAUGCCUCACCCUCCCUGGUGCAUGAUGGAGUCACAGUAGUGCCUCGAGGCAGCACCUUCCCCAUGCUGGAAGGUCCAGACGGGCAGGAGACGGACGAGGACAAAGAGUGCGUCAUCACGCCCAGCACCAGCGUCAAGUUCAACUCUGCUCUCCGUGAGCGAAACCGCAUCAACUUCAUGCGCAACUACCUGCUACUCAUCGGUCAUCACGAGACGCCUCCUGAAGCCCACCACAAGAUCCUGGAAAGAUUCCCUGACAGCCUUCCUCGUAACCAGGGCAACGUCAUUCCGCCGACCAGAAACAAGAAAGCUGAGGAGCAGGUGGAAAAGGUGGUCAUGGAUGAUAUUCCGCCUUCUCCUAUGCCUGAAAUAUCAAUCCAAGAACCAGGACUCAGUGGUCGGACUGUGCGCCCAGAGGCCCCAGUGGACUCUAUGCUGAAAGACAUGGCCACUGUCAUUUUUUCCACUUUCCUGUUGGCAGGCUGGGUGGCUUUUAUGAUCACUUACCCCAAGAGUGUCCACAAGCAGCAGCAGCUGCAGCACCAAGAGUUCCAAAAACAAAUGGAAGAGAGGUUGGAGAUGCUCCAAAAGCAGCAGCCGUUUCCCAAUGUGGACAUGUCACUUCCCCUUGUCCCGGAUGGUGACUACCUUGAAGUGGCGCACAAUCGCUCGGAAUGCUCAGAACACAGCAGCCCGAACAUCACACCCCGUGCGUCCAACCAUUCAAAUCUUUCAGUUUCGGAACUAGGCAGCUCUGCCAACGAACACGAGGACGGAGACGACGACUCUAACAUUGUCAGAGUGGGCAACAUAACAUUCCAUCCGAAACAAGUUUUGGGCCAUGGUGCUGAAGGCACUAUUGUGUACAAGGGUCAGUUUGACAACCGUCCAGUCGCGGUGAAAAGAAUUCUCCCAGAGUGCUUCAGCUUCGCAGAUCGCGAAGUUCAGCUGCUGAGAGAGUCUGACGAGCACCCAAACGUGAUCCGGUAUUUCUGCACGGAGAGGGAUCGCCAGUUCCAAUAUAUUGCCAUUGAACUGUGUGCUGCCUCUCUUCAAGAGUAUGUUGAGAAGAAGGAUUUUGAUCGUCACGGACUAGAACCGGUUAUGCUGCUUCAGCAGGCUAUGUCGGGAUUAGCCCAUUUACACUCACUCAACAUAGUUCACAGAGACUUAAAACCUCACAACAUCCUGGUGUCCAUGCCCAACGCCCACGGUAGGGUCCGGGCCAUGAUUUCUGACUUUGGCCUGUGCAAGAAGUUAGCGGUGGGCCGCCACAGCUUCAGCAGAAGGUCAGGGGUGCCGGGGACGGAGGGCUGGAUCGCUCCUGAGGUGCUCAGCGAGGACUGCAAAAACAACCCGACCUGUGCUGUUGAUAUCUUCUCUGCCGGAUGCGUAUUCUACUACGUUGUGUCACAAGCCUGCCACCCGUUUGGUAAAUCCCUGCAGAGGCAAGCCAACAUCCUUUUGGGAACAUACAGUUUAGACCAUCUGCAAACCGACAAACAUAGUGACAUUGUAGCCCGAGACAUAAUCGAGCAGAUGUUGAGCAUGGAGCCUCAUUUGAGGCCUACAGCAGAAUGUGUCCUCAAACACCCUUUCUUCUGGAGUCUGGAGAAGGAACUGCAGUUUUUCCAGGACGUGAGUGACAGAAUCGAGAAGGAACCGCUGGACGGACCAAUCGUGAGACAGCUGGAGCGAGGAGGGAGGGCUGUGGUCAAGAGUGACUGGAGGCAACAUAUCACAGUGCCACUGCAGACAGACCUGCGGAAAUUUCGCUCCUAUAAAGGCGGCUCAGUUAGAGACCUCCUUCGUGCAAUGAGGAACAAGAAACAUCAUUACAGGGAGUUGCCUGCAGAAGUCCAGGAGACAUUGGGCUCCAUCCCCGACGACUUUGUUUCCUACUUCACUUCACGUUUCCCCCACCUGCUAAUGCACACAUACCUGGCUAUUCGGACCUGCGUCACAGAGAGGCUUUUCCUGCCUUACUAUUCCAAAAUGACUAAAGUGGACUACACGCCACUAACACAAAAAACGCCAACGGACAUGCCAGAACCACAAAAAUCCACAGAUUCGUCAGAAAACACAUCACCACAUGAGCUCGCUGGUUCUUUAGACCCGCCUGCCGAGACUGCUGAAGCAUCGCCGUCAAAAUUAAACUGUCACACGCUCGCUUCAGAGACACCGGCGUCCAUUCUCAGGAUAAACGGUUUCAGCCUGUCAGAUGUGCACACAGCGGAUAGCACGGCAGUGUGA